AUGCGCGCAAACAGGUUCGCCAACCCCAUCUGCCUCGCCUCCCCCGACGCCGACCUCGUCCCUUCCCCGAUGGAGGCCCCUCGCUUCGCCUUCGUGACGCUGUGCACCAGCGACGCGUACCUCCCCGGUGCCCUCGUCACGCUCCACUCGGUCCUCGAUGUCGAGCCGGCGAGCCCGCUCGAGCGCGAGUGGACCACGGUCGCCCUCACGACCCCGGCCACGGUCGCCCACUCGACCGUGCAGGCCCUCACAAAGGCGUUCGACGUCGUCAUUGGCGUCGAGAGCAUCGUCACCCAGAGCUGGGAAGAGCUCAAGCUCCUCGGCCGUCGCGACCUCGCAGCCACCCUCACCAAGCUGCACCUGUUCCGCCUCACCCAGUUCGACAAGGUCAUCUUCCUCGACGCCGACACGCUCGUCGUCCGCCCCAUCUCGCACCUGUUCCACCUCCCGCACCAGUUCGCCGCCGCGCCCGACCAGGGAUGGCCCGACGCGUUCAACUCGGGCGUCCUCGUCGCGACCCCGGCCCUCGACACGUUCGACGCCCUCAUGGACAUGAUGCGCUCGCGCGGCACGUGGGACGGCGGCGACCAGGGCCUCCUCAACGACUUCUUCCCCGACUGGCACCGGCUCAGCUUCACGUUCAACGUGACGCCGUCCGCCUACUACACCUACGCGCCGGCGUACAAGCGCCACGGCCAAGACGUCUCGGUCCUUCAUUUCAUCGGCGCCGACAAGCCGUGGUACCGCGGCUCGCGCAAGACGUACGACCCCGAGGCGGCGAGCAAGGACUACUACGGGCUCGUCGGGCAAUGGUUCGACGUGUUCGAGCGCCACUACGGCACCGUGUCGACGUGGGACGUCGCCGGCCGCGUCGUCGUCCCGCCCAAGAGCUUCUUGCGCAAGGACUUCUCGAGCCUGCCCCUCCUCCCGGCCUACUCGAAGCCGUCGCUCUCGUCGCCUCGCGACGAGCGCUCGUCCGCCGCCUCGUCGUCGGCGUCGACCCCGACCAUCUCGGUCAAGGCGCCCUCGCCGUCCCGGCCUGUCGCCAUCUCGGGCUCGACGCGCCAGCCCUCGCCGCCGCACCUCACGUGGGACCCGGCGCGCUCGUCGCCGCCGCGUGACGGCCCGCUCCAGAUGCGCGACGCGAUCCCGACGACGGCCAACAUGUGGGACGACGGCGUCCCUCGCUCGCAGCAGCGCGCCCGCUUCGAGCCGCCGUCGGCCUAUCCGCCGCCGCCGAGCGAGACGCACGACUGGUACAAGGACGUCAUGCGCUCCAAGCCCGACCCGUCCCUCAUCCGCCCCGUCUUCCCCUGGGAGCAACCCGCGCCGACCUCGUCCUCGUCGUCGUCGUCGGCCCCGGUCGCGCCUCCUGCGCCGACGCGCACCUUCUCGGACGAGCCUCCCGCGACCGGCGCGCCCUCGCUCCGGUUCGCCGGCGGCAGCAACUUCAGCAACGCCUGGGACACGGUCCCCGGCAUCACGCGCUACGCGCAGCAGCUCGCCAAGCGCCAUGUGCGCCGGCCGAGCGGCGGGCGCAGCACGAGCUCGGGCGCGCCGACGGCGAGCGCCGGCGGGUCGAGCGCGAGCACGCGCGGGCACGCGUCGGCCGAGGGCAGCUCGACGCCGCACGGCUCGAGGCCGGCCCACAGGAGGAGCAGGAGCGCGAGCACCGUGACGGCGCCUCGUGCGGGCGAGGCGGGUCACGCCCAGGGGCAGGCGGCGGUCGGCGUCGAGGGCGGCAGGAGCGCCGGCGCGCUGUACACCAAGGACGGCGACGCGAGCUCGCGCGACGGCGACGACGAGGACGAGGACGACGCCGAGGUGUCGACCUCGUCGGCGGCGACCGGUGGCGACGCCGAGGACAACGACGCCGAGGUCGACAGCGACGAGGACAUCGAGGGCAUCGACCGCAUCACGAUCAAGUUCCGCCAGGCGCUCCAGGCCGGCGAGCUCGACCCGACCAACCUGCAGCGCGGCAAGAAGAGCGGGUCGCCGAGCUCGAACGAGGGCGGCAACGACGGCGCCGACACGCCGUCGUUCUACGCCCUGCCGCCCAAGAGCCCUCGCGACGCGCCCAUGGUGCCCUCGUCGCCGCAGAAGACGCGCCGCGACUCGCGCUACGUCCCGACGUCGCCUCGUCAGCCUCGUUCGCCGCAGGCCGGCCUCGCGAGCAACCCGCUCCCCUUCCUCGGCGCCCCCGUCGCCUCAUCGUCGUCGGCGGCGUCGUCGGCCGCCGCCACGGCCGCCGAGCUCGCCAACCGGCCCGCGCUCCGCCUCCAGCUCCCGACUACGCCUGGCGGCUCGGCGCUCUCGCCCCGUCUCGCGGCGCAGGCGCUGCGCAACUCAACCGCCGCGCGCCUGACGGCGACCGGGUCCGGCAGCGGCGACGGCCCGCCGGUCGUGCGCGCGACGAGGGUCUUCAGCCCCGAGACCGACACGGGCGUCGUCAAGCAGCAGGGCCUCGCCGCGCUGCAGCGGUUUGUCGAGAACAUGGAGAGCAUGCAGCAGCAGCAGCACCAGGGCCACUACCAGGGCUGAGCGCCACCGUCGUCGUCGGCGUCGUCGUCGGCGCCACCAAAAGGUCUUCCUCAUCCCUCCUCCCUCUCUCUCUCCUUUCGUGUUUCGUCCCUCCUCUUUCACCCCUAGUCACCCCCUUCUCGCGCAUUCGCUUUCAGUCGUCUCUCUGUCUCCUUCGUCGUGCCCCUUCUCCGCCAUACAGGUCUCGUCUCUCGAUACAGCUCUCUCCCUCUCUAGGCCCCCUCUCCCUCUCUCUCUCUCUCUCUCUCUGUCACUCGCACGCUCGGCAGCUCUAGCACUUGCAUGCAACUCGUACUUCUCGGUCUA
Messenger RNA from Rhodotorula graminis WP1, 2847 nucleotides. RefSeq names its product glycosyltransferase family 8 protein. Lineage: Eukaryota; Fungi; Basidiomycota; Microbotryomycetes; Sporidiobolales; Sporidiobolaceae. Gene Ontology annotation, molecular function: glycosyltransferase activity. The coding region runs from base 1 to 2541 and encodes 846 amino acids. Gene Ontology annotation, cellular component: cytoplasm. The record is from RefSeq and is a predicted model, not a curated record. The transcript is spliced from 3 exons.